This is a messenger RNA of Carassius gibelio (silver crucian carp), 1161 nucleotides long. RefSeq names its product C-type lectin domain family 4 member A-like. Lineage: Eukaryota; Metazoa; Chordata; Actinopteri; Cypriniformes; Cyprinidae. Gene Ontology annotation, biological process: biological process involved in interspecies interaction between organisms. Gene Ontology annotation, molecular function: D-mannose binding; fucose binding. Bases 41 to 748 code for a protein of 235 amino acids. The transcript has 4 exons. Gene Ontology annotation, cellular component: external side of plasma membrane. The record is from RefSeq and is a predicted model, not a curated record.
CUGCUCUUCUGUGAAGACGUACUGUCCGAUACAGUGAGAAAUGGAUUUAGAGGAUAUUUAUCAAAAUGUUGAAUGCAGAGAUAUUGAGAGCACAACUGGAGCUCAAACUCAGAGUCACGGCCGGGAUGAAGAAAAAGAUCUCAAGCACAGAGGAAGUAGACGUUUUGUGGUGAUCUCAGUGGGUCUCGGGGUCAUUUGUGUUCUUCUGCUGGUCUUCAUCAUACUGCUCAACAUCACCAUCAUAGCAGAGAGAGACAUGAUAAAGAGUUACAAGAACACCGUUGAAGAGCUCAAUCGAACCAUCAACAGCUUACAGUACAAUAACACUGAUCUAAUGACUCAAAAACACCAACUGCAGAACAACUUCAACUCUUUGAAUAAGAAAGGUCCAGUUUAUUUCUUCAUGUCCACUGAGUUGAGCUGGUCUGACAGCAGACAGUACUGCAAGGAUCGUGGAGCUGAUCUGGUCAUUAUCAACACUGAAGAGAAGCAGAGGUUCAUAUCUUCAUUAGUCAGUGAGAGAGUGUGGAUUGGUUUGUCUGACUCAGAGAACGAGGGCGUCAUGAAAUGGGUGGAUAAUUCAACACUGAAACAAGGGUUUUGGUUCAAAGAUCAGCCAAACAACUACAAUGGAAAUCAGGACUGUAUUGAACUGAAUUAUGAAAGAGAGAAGCCGGGAUGGUCACCACUGAACAGCUGGAAUGAUUUUUCAUGCCCUGUGAAGAAAAAGGGGAUUUGCGAGAAAUAGGGUUCAUCUCGUCUUUUGGUUUUGCUUUUAAUAUCUAAUAUAAUCAUUCUAAUUGUAAUCACAUAUGUUCUGAUUGAGGUCCCUGCCUUUGAAAUUUGUUAGAAGGAAAAUGUGAAAAUCAAAUUUUCUUAUUGUUAUAAUAAUCUUUGUUUCUCAUGAUGUGAAUUUGGGUGAUCUAGGACACAAAACCUCUGAUGUAUUCAUGUUUUGCUGCAUCACAAGCAGCUCUAUAUUAAUAUGAUCUUAGUUCAACUGUUAUCAUGAUCUCAUGUGUUGAUCUUAAGUGUUGAGGAGACAAUCACAGUAAACUACAGAAGUCUAAAGUGUCCAGAUUACUCUUAAUCACCUUCUUACUCUUAUAUUGAGUGUAUGUGUCUUUGAGUUGAACUGAUUUCUGUUUGAAUAAAAUGUUA